This is a messenger RNA of Parasteatoda tepidariorum (common house spider), 445 nucleotides long. The record is from RefSeq and is a predicted model, not a curated record. NCBI's taxonomy places the organism in Eukaryota, Metazoa, Arthropoda, Arachnida, Araneae, Theridiidae.
GUAUAAGAGAUCCUAUAGAGACAAAGACGAGAAAAGAGUUAGAGACAGCAGCAUUGGAUUAUUUUCAGAAAACAGUCACAAAGAAUGAAAAUGGGCGUUACGAAGUUCAUUUGCCAUGGCUGGAAACUAAAGAUUAUCUCCAGCAAAAUAAAUCCGUUGCUGAACGAAGAUGCAUUUCAACUUCAAUGAAGCUCGAAGCUGAAGGCCGUUACGAAGAUUAUGAUGCAGUUUUUAAGGAAUGGGAAGACUCUAAAAUAAUAGAAUUGGUGCCAGAAUCUGAAAUCGGGGAAGCUUCUCACUACCUACCACACAGAGGAGUUUUUAAGGAGCAUUAUACAACUCGUGUCCGGCCAGUAGUCGACGCCUCUUCACAUGAAAAAGGUUUUCCUUCGCUGAAUGACUGUCUCGAAAAGGGACCUAAUCUUUUAGAAGAAAUACCACCAUU